AUGAUAGAAAUCACGCCCAGUCCCCCAUUGCACAUUCCCACCCGCAGCAAUCACAGGCAGACAGACACACAUACACACACACCCGCCUACUCACAUACUAUACCCGGCAUACACAUUGUACACACUAUACACACUGAUCUACCAUACGACGCCCAGGCCGCGUCCCAGUACAUUGCAGAUUACAUUAUUGAGCGCAUCAAUGCCUUCAACCCCACCCCAGACAGACCCUUUGUCCUGGGCCUGCCCACCGGCAGCAGCCCCAUUCUCAUCUACAAGCACCUGGUCCAGCGCCACAAGGCAGGCCAGGUCUCGUUUCGCAAUGUAGUCACGUUCAACAUGGAUGAGUAUGUUGGCAUUCCCCGCGACCAUCCAGAAAGCUAUCACAGCUUCAUGUACAAGCACUUCUUCUCCCACGUCGAUGUGAAACCAGACAACAUCAACAUCCUCAACGGAAAUGCCCCUGACCUAGAGGCUGAAUGCCAACGCUACGAAGACAAGAUUAGCCGUGUCGGCGGCAUCGAGCUGUUCCUUGGCGGCAUUGGUCCCGACGGCCACAUUGCCUUCAACGAGCCAGGCUCCAGCCUCAAGUCUCGUACUCGUGUCAAGACACUUGCCUACGAGACCAUCCUUGCAAACUCGAGGUUUUUUGGCAAUGACUUGGACCAAGUGCCCAAGAUGGCCUUGACGGUUGGCGUCCAAACUGUGCUUGACGCCCGCGAGGUGGUCAUCAUCAUCACCGGUGCACACAAGGCUCCCGCCCUCCAGCGGUGCAUAGAGGGCGGUGUCAAUCACAUGUGGACCCUGUCCAGUCUGCAGAUGCACCCGCACCCCAUGAUUGUCGUCGAUGAAGACGCCACCCUGGAACUUCAGGUAAAGACUGUCAAGUACUUCAAGAGUAUUGAAAGGGUCGGGAAGGAGCUAGGGAUGCGCCAGAAGCUCCCCAGAAAGCGCGACUCGCUACUUGACGAGGGUACCUUGCUAGCCCCCGAGGCCCAACCAAACGGUAUCAGGUUGACUGUGCCGCACUUCGAUCUCUCCCGUUCACCCAGUCCAGUGCUAGAACCCAUGAGCGCUCGCUUGUCAGACCAAGAAGCGACCGGCGCGAUACAUCCCAUGGACAUGGAUGAGAUUGCAGAUCAACCCUCGGUCCGAAUGGGUGCUCGCGUCGUGGGCUAACCGUUGCGCCUCUCCUCGCCCCAUACUAGCAGCCAGGAAGAUUGUCAGGAGAACGGGGCAGCUUGACAUUAAUCUUCCGAAGCCCGCAGACUGGUUCUCGGGACAGGGCUAGGUUUCCGCUUCUUUGUUAGUUCGACACCAAAUUGUCCAGGCGUUAAUUCGAGGGCCCGUCCACUGUCUUACGAAACGCGCAAUCCCCAGGGGGUGGCGAAGGACACCAACCUUAAUGUGAUAUGAUUUAUGUACUUAGAGGAUAAAAUAAGAAUGCUUCUGGCCAGAACUGGU
This is a messenger RNA of Bipolaris maydis ATCC 48331, 1461 nucleotides long. RefSeq lists its product as uncharacterized. Gene Ontology annotation, cellular component: cytoplasm. NCBI's taxonomy places the organism in Eukaryota, Fungi, Ascomycota, Dothideomycetes, Pleosporales, Pleosporaceae. The record is from RefSeq and is a predicted model, not a curated record. Gene Ontology annotation, molecular function: identical protein binding; glucosamine-6-phosphate deaminase activity. Gene Ontology annotation, biological process: carbohydrate metabolic process; N-acetylglucosamine catabolic process; D-glucosamine catabolic process.